UAGUUAACCUCCUCCCUCCAAAACCCAUCCAAAGAAAAGCAAAUGCUUCACUCUUUAUCUCUGCAAGCUUUCUGUUCCUACACACCACCAACCCUAAAACCCCAUCUCUCUCCCUCUUCAAAAUCUCCCCUUUACAUUAAAUUCAAUACAACUCACCAUGAGAACCUUCGCUACCUCAAAUCCAUUGGUGUUAUUGAUUUCAACACUAAACCACACCAACUUCCAUCUCCUGAUGCCAUAACCGAAAUGCUCACCACCAUAAAUUUCUUCAAAUCAAAAGGGUUUAAGGACACUGACUUCUCAAGACUCACUUCUAUAUAUCCUAAGCUCUUUUCCGAUAACUUUGACCGAACCGACAUUGACCCAGUUUUCGAAUUCUUGGCUACUGAUUUACAAGCUUCACUUGAAGAAUCUAGAGGUUUUAUCCUUAAUUGCCCUCAAAUCCUCUUUUCUGAUGUGGAAUAUUGUCUUAAGCCUACCCUUAACUACCUUAGACAAUUAAAGAUACAAAAAAUCAAUGUCCCAAGUAAAUUAAAUGCAAAAAUUUUGAAUACCCAAGUGGAGAAAUUGCGUAAAAGGGUCAAAUUUCUGAAGAGUUUAGGUUUUUCUCACAAGGAAGCAGAAACAUUUUGUGCAAGAAUUCCAGCUAUAUUUGGGUAUAGUAUUGAAAAUAAUUUGAGACCAAAAAUUGAGUACUUACUAGUGCAGAUGGAGAGAAGUACGGAGGAGUUGAAAGAAUUUCCACAAUAUGUUGGAUUUAGCUUGGAGAAAAGGAUAAUGCCUAGGCAUUUACAUUUGAAGCAGAGGAAUGUUCAGAUUAAGCUGAACAGAAUGUUGAUGUGGAGUGAUCAAAGAUUCUAUGCAAAAUGGAAAUGACCAUUUUGUAUGCAAUAUCUAGGGUGAGUGUAAAAAUACAUCGCAUUCUGUUCCAUUCCAUUUACCGAUUUUCUUAGCAAAAGUUUUACUACCCAUUGUUUUGCAUCCAAUGUAGAACUUCAACAAAUAAUGCAAUUGUGCAGCAAAAAAUAUAUCAAUCAAAUAAAUUUCGGAUUCA
Molecule: messenger RNA, 1054 nt
Organism: Jatropha curcas
Lineage: Eukaryota; Viridiplantae; Streptophyta; Magnoliopsida; Malpighiales; Euphorbiaceae
Product: Mitochondrial transcription termination factor family protein
Biological process (GO): regulation of DNA-templated transcription
Molecular function (GO): double-stranded DNA binding
Source: RefSeq, a predicted model, not a curated record